CUCUCCCUGACUCCCUAUAUAAGAAGGAAGGAACAUGAGUACUUCCACAGAUCAAUACUUUUUGGAGUAUUAAAAAAAUGAACAAAGCAUUACUAUUGUUAGAUAUGGAAGGCUACAUCAGAAUCUUAUUCACUAUUCUAUUCUCGGUUAUGUUGCUUGCAAGCCAAAUUGAUGGAAGAAAAGACCUUAAAGCGUAUUGGGAUAGCAUGAUGGACGGACAGGACAUGCCUCAAGCUAUUAAAAAUUAUAUUAACGAGAAGUCUUAUGAAGGCCAUCAGAAGGGAGACUACCAUAGUUACACAAUUAAUCCAAAGCAAUCUCCCUCACGUGGUGCAAUUAGUAAAGAAUUCAACAACGAGUUUGAUCCAAAGCCUAACAGGUUGAAGUACAGUACUUAUACUGUGAAUGGAGAGCAGUCUCCAUCCAUUGGUGCAAUUAGGAAAGAUUUCAACAACGAGUUUGAUGCAAAACCUAACAGGCUGAAGUACGGUACUUAUACUAUCAAUGGAGAGCAGUCUCCGUCCAUUGGUGCAAUCAGGAAAGAUUUCAACAACGAAUUUGAUCCAAAACCUAAUAGGUUGAAGUACGGUACUUAUACUAUCAAUGGAGAGCAAUCUUUGUUCAUUAAUGCAAUCAGUAAAGAGCUCAACAAGGACUUUGAUCCAAAGCCUAACAGGCUGAAGUACGGUACUUAUACUAUGAAAGGAGAGCAGUCUCCAUCCAUUGGUGCAAUCAGGAAAGAUUUCAACGACGAGUUUGAUCCAAAACCUAACAGACUGAAGUACGGUACUUAUACUAUGAAUGGAGAGCAAUCUCCGUCCAUUGGUGCAGUCAGAAAAGAUUUCAACAACGAGUUUGAUCCAAAACCUAACAGGUUGAAGUACGGUACUUAUACUAUCAAUGGAGAGCAAUCUCCGUUCAUUGAUGCAAUCAGUAAAGAGCUCAACAAGGACUUUGAUCCAAAGCCUAACAGGCUGAAGUACGGUACUUAUACUAUGAAUGGAGAGCAGUCUCCGUCCAUUGGCGCAAUCAGGAAAGAUUUCAACAACGAGUUUGAUCCAAAACCUAACAGGUUGAAGUAUGGUACUUAUACUAUCAAUGGAGAGCAAUCUCUGUUCAUUGAUGCAAUCAGUAAAGAGCUCAACAAGGACUUUGAUCCAAAGCCUAACAGGCUGAAGUACGGUACUUAUACUAUGAAUGGAGAGCAGUCUCCGUCCAUUGGCGCAAUCAGGAAAGAUUUCAACAACGAGUUUGAUCCAAAACCUAACAGGUUGAAGUAUGGUACUUAUACUAUCAAUGGAGAGCAAUCUCUGUUCAUUGAUGCAAUCAGUAAAGAGCUCAACAAGGACUUUGAUCCAAAGCCUAAUAGGCUGAAGUACAGUACUUAUACUAUGAACGGAGAGCAGUCUCCGUCCAUUGGUGCAAUUAGGAAAGAUUUCAACAACGAGUUUGAUCCAAAACCUAACAGACUGAAGUACGGUACUUAUACUAUGAAUGGAGAGCAAUCUCCGUCCAUUGGUGCAAUCAGGAAAGAUUUCAACAACGAGUUUGAUCCAAAACCUAACAGGUUGAAGUACGGUACUUAUACUUUCAAUGGAGAGCAAUCUCCGUCCGUUGGUGCAAUCAGGAAAGAUUUCAACAACGAGUUUGAUUCAAAACCUAGCCCGUUUCUGUACGAUUCUUAUGCUAUGAAUGGAGAGCAGUCUCCGUCCAUUGCUGCAAUCUAGUAAAGAUUUCAACCAUGACUUUUAUAAUCUGAAUCAAUAAGAUCUCAAAAAAUGAUUAUUUUCAACUGCUUAAGUAUGUAAUGAUUAGGUAUUAUGACAUUAUUAUCUAUAAUUGAGGUAAUUUCAGGUAUAAUGGAUAUGUUAUUUUCCUUGUGUUUGCUUACUUCCAAGUUGCAUAGAGGGUCAUCCUCACCUAUUCCUUCUUUGUAAUCCUAUUGUCCUAUGUGAUUAUAAUCCGAAUAAAAUAAAUGUUUGUGUGUA
Molecule: messenger RNA, 1988 nt
Organism: Amaranthus tricolor (Joseph's coat)
Lineage: Eukaryota; Viridiplantae; Streptophyta; Magnoliopsida; Caryophyllales; Amaranthaceae
Exons: 2
Coding region: 78-1727 (549 amino acids)
Source: RefSeq, a predicted model, not a curated record